Messenger RNA from Diorhabda carinulata, 3607 nucleotides. RefSeq names its product protein croquemort-like. Gene Ontology annotation, cellular component: cytoplasm; membrane. The coding region runs from base 384 to 1868 and encodes 494 amino acids. The record is from RefSeq and is a predicted model, not a curated record. Gene Ontology annotation, molecular function: scavenger receptor activity. Lineage: Eukaryota; Metazoa; Arthropoda; Insecta; Coleoptera; Chrysomelidae. The transcript is spliced from 8 exons.
UUUUAUUGUGACAACUGACAAUUGAAAUAUAUCUAUUUGACAACAAUGUACAUCACAAUUUAGUAUAAAAAUAAACACGUACGUAAUAUUUAACUAGUAAUGUGGUAAACUAAUGGAAUUAAGAAUAUUUAUUAUAAUUGUGUUAAUAAAAUUUGUGGCUGUUAAAUGUUGAGUGCCUUGUGUGUUGCCUACAGUAAAUAUUGUGUUAAGAUAUACAACGAAAGUUGUAUAUAUAGUUCCUCAUUAAUAUAUAAAUUCCUUGUUCAGUGAUUGUUUGCGUUGCUAAAAAUCUAAUACGAUUAUUUGAUAUAAUAUCGUCGAUUUAGAUAAUAAAAAUAUAAAUUGUACAUGUUAUGCAGCAUCAUCUGAGAUUGAAUUGAAAUAUGGGUAUCUGUAGAUGUCAUUGUACGCCAAAAUGUAAAAAAUGGACGACGUUCGGAUUUGCGAUUGCGUUUAUAUUAUUAGGUUUAUUUUUUUCCGUUUUCUGGACUAUGAUUUUUGACAAGAUUUUAAAAUUUGAAUUAAGUAUAUAUAGUACAAAUUCCGUAAGUUACCAAAUGUGGAAAGAAACCCCUAUACCAAUUUACAUAUCGUUUUAUCUUUUCAAUUGGACAAAUUCAGAAGAAGUUAUAAAAAAUUCGACGAUAAAACCAAUAUUUGUAGAAUGUGGACCUUAUACGUAUUACGAACAUCACGUUAGAGACAAUGUCACUUUUAAUGAUAACGGAACUGUUUCGUUUUAUACGAGAAGGACGUGGAAAUAUUUACCAGAAAAAUCAGUUGGAGACCUCACUGAUAAAAUUACGACCUUCAAUCCCAUUUUGGCGACUGUGGGGGAUCUAAUUAAAUACAAACACGUUAUAGUACAAUUGGGCGUUAAUUUUUUUUUGGAAGAAAAAAGGGUACAAUUAGCCAUUACUAAAACGGUAGACGAAUACAUUUUUAAAGGUUACGACGAUCCUUUACUAGAUUUAGUUCGUAAAUUGAAUAUAACCGCUUUUCAAAUACCUUAUGGGAAAUUUGGUUGGUUCGUAAAUAGGAACGAUAGUGCCGAAUACGAUGGAUUUUACAACAUGAUCGAUGGGGCUGACGGUAUUAAUAAUUUAGGUAUUAUCAAAAAUUGGAAUUAUCAAAGUCGUUUACCGUAUUAUGAAGGCGAAUGCGGAAUAGUGAACGGAAGUCAAGGAGAACUCUGGUAUCCACCACACGAUCAACAAAGGAUUAAAAUUUUCUCCAGUGAUUUGUGCAGCUCAUUAGAUUUAGAUAGGAGUGAAGAAUUUACACAGUUCGGACUUAAGGGAUACAAAUAUGUGGGAACAGAAAGGAAUUUCGAUAACGGAACAAAUUAUCUGGAAUCUCGUUGUUUCAUAAGCAAAGAUUUCGUCGGUGAACAAUAUUCUGGGGUGAGAAAUGUAUCGUUGUGCAAGUUCAGAGCCCCAGCGCUGGUUUCGUAUCCUCAUUUUUAUCUAGCGGAUCCUUCUUAUUUGGAAAAUAUCGAAGGAUUGAAACCUGAUAAGGAGAAACAUGAGAUGUAUUUGUCUUUGCAACCGGAUACAGGUUUACCUCUGUCGGUUAGAGCGAAAAUACAAAUAAAUCUUAAAAUGGAGCGGCUCAAACACAUAAAAUUACUGUCCAACGUCCAAACGAGAGUGAUGCCUUCUUUUUGGUUUUCCCAACAAGUCGAUUUGACGGAAAACUUGGCAACCCCCGUUAAAACAUUAUUAGUACUACCUUCGGCUGGACAAUAUACCGGUUUCAGUUUACUAGGAUUGGGCGCCGUAAUAGCCAUUAUUGGGUUUACGGUAACUUACAGAAGAGGAUGGCACGAUAGUGAGGAAGAACAAUUAUUAGAUCAGAACGCAAUUUAACCUUUAAUCAAUAUAUUGUUUCAGCAAAUAAAGUUAGAGGAGUGGAUAGCUGGUAAACUAAAAAAAAAUAAAUUUUUUACAUAUUCUUAUAAUCUGUUUAAGUACUGUUUUCAUUUUAUUACCGUAUCGUGUGAACCGGGCUUAAAUUUUCUCAAUUCACGUCGUUAUUUCGACGUAUGAAGGAAAGCAUCAAUCUUAGUUGCAUUUUUUUUACGACCUCGUGUGUGCCACCCUUAAUUCCAUCAAUUAUUCGUCUAUAAUCCAUUCAAAAUCGACUGUUUCCGUUUUAACCCAACUUAAUUUCCUUAUUAUUCCAUAGCCUUAUAAAUUAUAAACAGAAUCGUUGUAUCGACUUUUGAAAAGAGCGGCAGUCGUAGUUUCAUUUGUUUCACCGUCUCGUGUGAACCAUACUUAAUUAAUUUUUCCACAGUAUAUUAAACCGGACCGUAAUCUUUUUUAUUUUGACUUUUUUUAUAAAUUGGAAUCAAAUUAUUUGAUUAAAUUUGUUCAAAUAACAACAUUCAGAAACUACCCUGAAGCACCAUUUUAUAUAAAUUGUUGUAAAUAUUAAUUUAUCCAAAGUAAUAAAAUAUUAUGCCAAAAUUCCUCAAAGUACAUUGAUAUUUAGCAGAUUCAUUCAAAAUUAAUAUUAAAAUACUCACUCAUACGAUUUAUUGUUACAAAUAGACGGACAAUAAUCUAAAGGCCGGGUCACACGUGACGGCACCGCGCGGUAUUUCCUACUGUGAUACGUAUUACAUUUGAUCAGUUGUAAAAAUUCGCUUUUGCCCGUACAAUGUUCGUCAAGAAACUAAAUUGAAUAUUUUUAUAACCAAAUUUAUUAUUUAAAAUCAUUAUUUAGUAAUAAAACUAGUUUCCCGUUCAAAUUCUUAGUACCGCAAAAGUUAAUUUAUUAAUUGUUCAACAAUUAUUGAAAUUUUUAUAUAAAUUCGAGCGAAUUUUUCGCCAACUAGUCUAUGAACGUUAUUAUUGUGGGAUUGAGGCGAUGAAACACCAAAAAAAUAACAAUAGAUAUUUAAUUAUCGAAUUUAAUAUUUCGUAAAAAAAAUUCUAGAACAUUCGGUGGUAUUCAUACUGAACACGCGUUUCGAUAACCAAAUUACCGUCGUCAGAGACCCUUUAAUUGUAUAAACAAUCCUAGGAGGUUUUCCCGCUGGAAUUAAUUUUCGUUUAUAGGCGGGAAAAUUCAGUAUUGAACAGGUCAAGUCAAGUUAGUAGGUUUUAAUUUAAUUUCGGUCUCUGAAGACGAUAACUUGGUUAUCGAAACGCGCCUCAGACAGAGUAAUUGUGAGUGUUAGUUAUUUGAAAGCUUGAUUUACAUAUUAAUUGGUGUUCCAUUGCCACAAUCCCACAAUAACAACGUUUUUAUGUAUAUACAGGCUUAGAAACUAUAAAAGUGAUCGGAUUCGGAUGCGGUACUGUUACGUGUGACUCAAUAAAUUGUUGAUGUACGUUUUUUUUGAAAAAAAAAAUUAAAUUUAUCAAUUUUCGAUUAAAUAAAAUUUGUUGUACUUUGUGUGAUAAAACGUAUAUUAAUACUGUGAUAUUGUUAUUCUAUAAAAUGGGUGCUAUGACCAUUAGAUUGAUUUAAUUUGAUAUUUUUAGUUGCCAUUUUGAAAAUUUUCUAAUUAGUACUUAUAAUUAUUAUUAUAGAUAUCGUUGACUUUAUAUAAAAAUAAAUAUUUUUUUGUUAUUUGAAAUAAAAUACAUAUAUUCUA